GGAACUGACCAAUCAAGGCUAGGCGUGAGGUUACCGUGUCUACGCAUGACCCGGAAGUGACCGCACAUGUUGCUGUGUGUAUGAGCCGGGGCUGCUCAAGGUGAUGUCUGUCUGACCUAAGAUGUCCCUUAUAGGAAUCCGGAGCCUUGUCUCCUUGCCUUGGAGAUGGGGUUCUUCACUUUUCCGGACCGCCGCCGCUCCGCUGGUGGACUCCCGUAGCAUGGCUACAUUGAAUCAGAUGCACAGAGCUGGCCGACCCAAGAAAGAUCUAUCCAAACCAGGACCUCUGGGUGGCAACCCUCAGCUUAAGGGUGUUGUUUUGAAGACCAUGAUCCGAAAACCUAAAAAGCCUAAUUCUGCCAACCGCAAGUGUGCCCGGAUACGGCUCAGCAACGGCAAGGAGGUGGUGUGCUUUAUACCAGGAGAAGGACACAAUCUGCAGGAGCACAAUAUCGUCCUGGUGGAGGGGGGCCGCACACAGGAUCUACCUGGGGUCAAACUAAAAGUAGUGCGGGGAAAGUAUGACUGUGCCCAUGUGAGGAAGAAGUGAUGCUAGCUCCAUGCGGGGAGGUUAUUAUGGCUUCUGUGCCCCAAUAGAGCCAGCAUUGGACUGUACAUUGUGAAGGCUGCCAGGGGAUGCAAGGGUUAAUAUUCAGAAGUACAAAAAGACUUCUUCACAUCAUUGUUCCAAGGGAUCAAAGAUGAUUAUUACUAUUCUUUUUUUGUCUCAUAUUUACCAUUAAAAAGCUAACUGUUUCUUUG
This is a messenger RNA of Hyla sarda, 762 nucleotides long. RefSeq names its product mitochondrial ribosomal protein S12 (gene MRPS12). The record is from RefSeq and is a predicted model, not a curated record. The coding region runs from base 122 to 550 and encodes 142 amino acids. The transcript has 3 exons. Gene Ontology annotation, cellular component: ribosome; small ribosomal subunit. Lineage: Eukaryota; Metazoa; Chordata; Amphibia; Anura; Hylidae. Gene Ontology annotation, molecular function: structural constituent of ribosome. Gene Ontology annotation, biological process: translation.